CCAGUGAUGCGCGCCGCGCGGAGUCGCACGCACCAGCCCGCAGCCGCGCACAGCGCGCCCCAGUGCCCGAGUGCCGAGCUCGCCGCGCGCCGCGAGUGCCCGACAGUGCCGUGCCUAGUGCAGUGCCGCCGGCGACAGCUCGCCAGUGUAGUUCAGUGACACAGUGCCAGUGCGUGGACUGGGCUCUCUCGCCCGACUCUUCCCUUAGGUACAUCCGUACUUGUUGGUACAUACAACAACGUCUAGGCUCCAAGCGAGGACGCAUUAGUCGCAUAGGUGACAGCGCGGCGGCGGCGCGGCGGCGGCGCGGCGGCAUGGCGCGCGCGCGCGGCCGGCGGGCGGCAUGGCGGUGAGCUGCCCCGAGGUGAUGUACGGCGCCUACUACCCCUACCUGUACGGGCGCGGGGCCGCGCGCUCCUUCCACCACGCGCCGCACUUCCAGUACGACCGGUUCAACGUGCAGAGCGGGGCGGGCAAUGCUGGCAGCGAGGCUUACAGCGGCGGCGCGGCGGCGCUCAGCUCGGGCUCCGCGUCCUCGGGGGCGCAGUCCCCGGGCAGCCCGCCGCACGCGCACCUCACGCACCACGCCGCGCGCCUGCGCACCAAGGAGGAGGACCUCUCCGCGCACGGCCGCGCUAGCGCCGAUGGCGGCGGGUCCUCGGAGUCGGAAGGCGAGUGCGGCGGCGCGGGCGCGGCGCGUGCGCGCGCGCAGUACGUCAGCGCCAACUGCGUCGUGUUCACGCACUACUCGGGCGACGUGGCCGCCGUCGUGGACGAGCACUUCGCGCGCGCUCUCUCGCUGGAUAAACCCAAAGAGAGCGUGCCGAUGGUGUCGCGCAACCUGCCCGCCUCCUUCUUCAACGCGGCGGCGGCGGCGGGCGUCGGCGUGCCGCCCGGCGGCGCCUGCGCCGGCGUCGACAUCUACGACUACGACCCCUGGCACCAGCACUACACGGGGUACGGGCACGCGGCGCACCGGCACGCGGCGGAGUACCACGCGGCGGCGGCGCACCACAACAUGGCGGCGGCGGCCGGCUACGGCGGGCUGCUGCUGGGCCGCGGCUCGCUGCACCACCAGUACAAGCCCGUGGACUGGCCGGCCGCGCAGCACCACUCGCACCACCUCGACCCCGCCGCCUGCUCGCCCUACUCCUACCCCGCCGUGCCCGGUCUGGAGGCGCAGGUGCAGGACACGUCCAAGGACCUGUACUGGUUCUGAGGCAGCAGCGAGCUGCCGGCGGCCCGCGGCGCGCGCAGUUACCCGGUGGUGAGACAUUACUAGUGCCGGCACUGACCGUAACUGACGGUGGUACCGCGCUCGGACACUACUUGACAGUGAAUUAGUGAUCAAACGUCGCGGGUGCAACUAGGACAUUGUGCAGCUUUCGUCACAGACUGGUGGUGAUGUCGCGCCGGGCAGUGCACGGCCCGGUGCAUGUGUGCGUGCGCUCCGUAGUACUAUACAAGCAGGUGUGUGUGUGUGAGUUAGCACUGGACAGGCGAGCGUGCAACGUGCAACACUAACAGCUCGCAGUCAACGCCUCGACACAACAAGUCAUACAUACAGACACGUUGUGUACCUUUCCCUAAUGAAAAUUGUAUUAGAUAGAAUUAUAAAAUUAAUAAAAAGGAAAUUUAAGAAUUGUUCUGAAACAUAAAUACCAUGCAACAUAGGUAUCUAAUAACCAAAGUAAAAGUGUUCAACUGUAAGUAUUUAAUGAAGUGAUGUUUAAUGUAAUUAGGUAGAGUAUUGUAUCAUGUUAGAUAAUACAUUUGUUGCGUGUGUGUGUGAGACAUGCUUCACUCACGCACACGAGGAGGGACACAUUACAUACGUUAAUAUACUUGCGGUUGAAUUUCGAUUACUGGCUUAUUUUCAUUAAAGUAUUCCACAAAGGGCAGUGAACAAGAAGUAGUUACCUGCGUUAGCAAGUUUGAGCGUAUUCCGGC
Molecule: messenger RNA, 1950 nt
Organism: Spodoptera frugiperda (fall armyworm)
Lineage: Eukaryota; Metazoa; Arthropoda; Insecta; Lepidoptera; Noctuidae
Gene: vg
Product: protein vestigial
Exons: 8
Coding region: 344-1219 (291 amino acids)
Biological process (GO): regulation of transcription by RNA polymerase II
Cellular component (GO): nucleus
Source: RefSeq, a predicted model, not a curated record